AUGGCGGACUCCCGGGCGGAGUCGGAGCCCCUCUUGAGUCGGGCCCGGGGCGGCAGCGGCCGAGACUGCCUGGCGGGCUCAGCCGCUUGCCGCAGCGUCCGCGGCGGCCCUGGCGCUCGGUCCAGGCGGGAUCUCUGCUUUGACCAGGCUGCUGUCUUCAUCGAAGAUGCGAUCCAGUAUCGCUCCAUUAACCACCGCAUGGACGCCAGAUCGAUGUGGCUUUACCGCUUGUAUUACUCAAACACGUGCCAGUGGAUAUUGAGCGUCACCAUUUUCUUGAUCCUGUUUUUGGCUUUUAUUGAGACCCCUUCCUCGCUCACUAGCACCGCAGACGUCCGCUACCGCUCGGCCCCCUGGAAUCCUCCCUGUGGCCUGACCGAGAGCAUCGAGGUGCUCUGCCUGCUGGUCUUUGUGGCUGACGUCUCUGUGAAGAGCUACCUGGUUGGGUGGGCCCAGUUCCGGAUGAACCUCUGGCUGCUGGCCUACCUUGCAGUGCUGGUCGUGUCUCUUAUGGACUGGAUCGUGUCGCUGAGUCUGGUUUGCCAGGAGCCCCUGCGGAUUCGUAGGCUUUUGCGCCCCUUCUUCUUGAUGCAGAACUCAUCCAUGAUGAAGAAGACGCUCAAGUGUAUCAGGUCUUCGCUGCCGGAAAUGGCCAGUGUCCUGCUGCUGUUGGUGGUCCACCUGUGCGUCUUCACCAUGUUUGGGAUGCUGCUCUUCACAGGCAAGAAGCAGGGCGAUGGGCAGGACCGGGAGAGGCUGAUGUACUUUCGCAACCUGCCGGAGGCUCUGACCUCCCUGCUGGUGCUGCUGACCACAGCCAACAACCCCGACGUUAUGACUCCUGCGUAUUCCAAGAACCGGGCCUAUGCCAUCUUUUUCAUAGUCUUCACCCUGAUAGGAAGCUUGUUCCUGAUGAACCUGCUGACGGCCAUCAUCUACAAUCAGUUCCGGGGCUACCUGAUGAAGUCUUUCCAGACCUCCCUGUUCCGGAGGCGGCUGGGAGCCCGGGCCGCCUAUGAGGUCCUCUCCUCCAUGACAGCAGAGGGAGAAGCCCACCGUCAAGAAGUCGGGGUGAAGCCCCAGGACUUCCUGCAGGCGCUUCAGAAAGUCCAGCUGGACAGCUCCCACAAACAGGCCAUUGUGGAGAAGGUGCAUUCCUACGGUGGCGACCUGUUACCAGCUGAUGAGUUUCAGAAACUCUUCAAUGAGUUUGACAAAAGGGUGAUUAAAGAGCCCCCACCACGGCCCGAGUACCUGUCUCCCUUCCUGAAGAGUGCCCAGUUCCUUUUCAGCCACCGUUACUUUGACUACCUGGGGAACCUCAUCGCCCUUGGGAACCUCCUGUCCAUUUCUGUGUUCCUGGUGGUAGAUGCAGACGUGCUGCCCGAGGACCGUGACGACUUCGUCCUAGGGAUUCUCAACUGUGUCUUCAUCCUGUACUACCUGCUGGAGCUGCUGCUGAAGGUGUUCGCUCUGGGGCUGCCGGGGUACCUGGCCCACUCCAGCAACGUGUUUGAUGGGCUCCUCACCGUCGUUCUGCUGGUUUUGGAGAUCUCAACUCUGGCUGUGUACCGAUUCCCACACCCGGGCUGGAAGCCAGAGAUGUUGGGCCUGCUGUCGCUGUGGGACACGGCCCGGCUGGUGAACACGCUCAUCGUGUUCCGGUUCCUGCGCAUCAUCCCCAGCAUGAAGCUAAUGGCUGUGGUGGCUAGUACUGUCCUGGACCUGAUCAGAAACAUGCGGGCUUUUGGUGGGAUCCUGGUGGUGGUCUACUAUGUCUUUGCCAUCAUGGGCAUCAACCUGUUCCGUGGUGUCGUCAUGGCUCCUGGAAACGGCAGCCUGGCCCCUGACAACAGCUCUGCACCCUGCGGAAGCUUCGAGCAGUUGGAAUACUGGGCCAACAACUUCGAUGACUUUGCGGCCGCCCUCAUCACUCUGUGGAACGUGAUGGUGGUGAACAACUGGCAGGUGUUCCUGGAUGCCUAUCGGCGCUACUCGGGCCCGUGGUCGAAGAUCUACUUCGUGUUGUGGUGGCUGGUGUCGUCUGUCAUCUCGGUCAACCUGUUUCUGGCUCUGAUUCUGGAGAAUUUUCUUCACAAGUGGGACCGCCGCAGUCACCUGCAGUCCCUUGCUGGGGACCCGGACACCACCUGUCAGAGGAGCGUGGAGCUCUUGUUUAGGGAUGUCCUGGAGGAGCCGGCGGAGGAGGAGCUGAUGGAGAAGCUGAGCCAUCACCCGCACCUGCAGCUGUGCAGGUGA
Odobenus rosmarus divergens (Pacific walrus) is the source of this 2259-nucleotide messenger RNA. It is a transcript of the gene TPCN2, whose product is annotated as two pore segment channel 2. Gene Ontology annotation, cellular component: lysosomal membrane. NCBI's taxonomy places the organism in Eukaryota, Metazoa, Chordata, Mammalia, Carnivora, Odobenidae. Gene Ontology annotation, biological process: transmembrane transport; monoatomic ion transport. Gene Ontology annotation, molecular function: monoatomic ion channel activity; voltage-gated channel activity. The coding region runs from base 1 to 2259 and encodes 752 amino acids. The record is from RefSeq and is a predicted model, not a curated record. The transcript is spliced from 25 exons.